Messenger RNA from Salvelinus sp. IW2-2015, 1097 nucleotides. Its product is annotated as protein LBH. NCBI's taxonomy places the organism in Eukaryota, Metazoa, Chordata, Actinopteri, Salmoniformes, Salmonidae. The record is from RefSeq and is a predicted model, not a curated record.
UCUAUCCUACCCGUUGUCUCAGUACAAACAUUUCGCUACACCCGCAAUAACAUCUGCUAAAUAUGUGUAUGCGACUAAUACAAUUUUAUUUUAUUUUGAUUUGAAGUAGGCUUUGGUGUGAAGUCGACUCGACCGAGUGCGAAAGUGCGUAUGCUCCAGCACUAGCGUGCGUGGGAAACUUCAUUGGGGACGUCACGGUGUAUACGGACACAUGUCUACCGGAUUUCUAUCACUGUUCUGGGAAAAAAAGCCAUUCUGAAGAAAAUAUAUUUUUUGCAGUGUUUUCACUGGACAUCUAGCCUACCUCAACUCAGUUUGAAAGGACAUAAUACGUUUAUAAACGCUCCAAACAGGAUGACUAAGGUGAUUAACACACAGGAACCUGUGAUGGAGGACUUCAGUGUAGCUGGAGCUGUGUCAGGGGAUCAGGGCAGAUCAUUUCAGAUUUUCCCAGAUACCCAUGAGCGGAAUCCCAAGCUGUCCAAGAGACUUCCCUCUAUUGUGGUGGAGCCCUCUGAUGGGGGCAAUGUGGAGAGUGGGGAACUCCGCUGGCCCCCUAAGGAUCCCAACUCUGCUGAGGUCCCAAGUGGGAUACAGCCCUACAAACACACAACUCUUCAGCCCACACAGGACCAGACUGCAGAUGAAGAUCUGAAUCUUGGGGUGCAGGACAGCAGUGAAGUGGUGACUGAGAAGAUCAUCCAUCCACCUCCACAGCUGCUCUCGCUGUGAAUGAGUCCAGAGUAAGAUAGAUAGGCAGGGGCAUGGAAGAGAGGGUAGGAGGUACUUGGAGGGUCGUAACCCUUACCUGCACACUGCCAGAACACCUAUGAUUUAAUUUGGAUGUUUAAGCUGGACAGCGAUCUGUAAAGCUGUCUUAAAUAUCUUGCUCACAUUUGCCAUACUACUGGUGGUAGCUACUUUCUGCAGUUUUCAUAUACAUGCAAACUAGAUCACAGCUACGCAGCACUCUCAAAGCUGCAAUAUGUAACUUUUGGGGCGAAACGACCAAAUUCACAUAGAAAUUUGAGUUUUAUAUAUGUGAGUUUUAUAGUUUAUUGUCAUUCUCAUUGGAAGCAAGUCUAAGAAGUGGUAGA